UUCACCCUGACGAGCUUCCGUAGCUCUGGUCAUGUGAUAUUGUUGUGGUCCGAGUUACGGAUGCAGGUUUUAAAUCGACAAACACAGGUUUUAAUUUUGUUAUAUAACGGAAUAACCAUGUUUACAUUCAGCCCUCAUGCCCAUUGCUCUCAGGUGUAGGACACCAUCGGAACCAACAUCUGUAAUCAGUUCUGUCAAAGCAUUAGCCCAGCCCAGUUUCCUCCAGAGGUGAACCGAGAGAGCUGGGUGACAUCCAUCUGGUGGUCGACCCAUAGUCAUGUUCCGGUGGAUGCUUGGGGGUCGGGAUGCCCAACGUGCCGUCGAGAACUCCGUCUUGUGCAUCGGAGAGGAACAGCCCAAAAACUGGUUCACUGAGCUGCAGGUGCUGAAAGGACAUUUCGACAUUGUUCGAUUUCUGGUGCAGAUUGAUGACUUUAGGUUCGCCUCAGCUGGAGACGAUGGCUUGGUUCUGGUCUGGAACAUCGAGACUGGGGAGAAGCUCCUGGAGAUGAGGGGUCACUCCCAGCAGAUCACUGCCAUGGCAACGCUGACCCGCUUCUCCAGGGACAGCCCCCACACCUCGCUGGUCACCGCCUCCUCCGACCGCAGCCUCAGUCUGUGGGAUCCAGAAACAGGAAACAGAGUCCAGACUAUUUCAGACCUCCAGUCCUCGGUCAAGUGUCUGCUGGUGCUAGAACGUCUGUCCGUGUGGCUCUCUGGGGGAGCAGAGCUGUGUGUUUGGAACAUCGAUUUCCAGCUGCAGUGCCAACAACAGAACCACAGCGACACUGGGAUCACAGCACUGGUAGAGUUGCCCAAGAACUGCAUAGCAGCAGCCAUGGAUAAAGAUAUCGUCAUCUACAGGCUGACGGCUGAACUGCCGCUGACCCUGGCCAAGGUCCGCUGCCUCUCGGACCACCAGGACAACAUCCGUACCCUCAUCCCCGUCAAUGACGAGCUGUUUGCCAGCGGCUCCCAUGUGGGCGAGCUCAUCCUAUGGGACGCAAGCGACUGGAACAUCCUGGCCUAUGAGCACAUCCUGUGGGAGGAGUCACAGGCCGACAGCCAGAGUGAAAUCCGACUGGGCUCUCCGAAGCCCUGCGAGAUGUCCAUUCAGCAUUUGACCACCAAUGGCACGCUAAUCCUGGCAGCAGUGGGCAGCGGUCUGUACGUAUACAGUGUCCUCACCAAGACGGUGGUGGCCUACAGGAGGGCCGCCCACGACUCCAACAUCCUGCACACCAUGCUGCUGUCAGACAGUGAGUUGAUGUCGUGCUCUGAAGACGGCAGUGUGAGGAUGUGGGAGAUCCAGGACCUGCCCUUACCUGCGGAGGCAGCCUCUCCAGGGUUCUUUGGACUGUGGUCAUUCGGGCGAUCCAGUAAACAGGCGGAGCUUCCCUCGAGGAAGAUAACGGAGGUCCCGAACAUCAGAACCCUGGAGCUGACAGGAGAUCUGAUCGGCCACUCGGGGGCGGUCCAGAUGUUCCUGAGCUUCGUCGGGCACGGUGUGGUGACCUGCUCCACCGACCACCUGAUGAUCCUGUGGAAGAACGCCGAGCGGCAGUCUCACCUGCGCAGCCUGGAGCUCUUCAGGAGGCUGGAGGCUGGGCCCCCUGCCGGCGACUGGUAGGGUGCCCGGAGACGUUGCCCAUCAUGCUUUGCAGUAUUAUUUUAUUUAGUGGUUGCCGUAGGAGCUGCACAGUGCAUGUCCUUCUGAUGAUAGACGAAUGUCCCUCCGCAUGCACCUUUUCUGUAGUGUUGUGGUCGAUGGAUUUUGGAAAACUGCAUUCCGGAUAUGAUGAGUAUUAUUUAGCGAUUGCAACUUUGACCUGCGAGAAAUGUCUGUUUCCUUUUGCCUCAAUGGAUGAUAAAAACGACUGUGUUUUGUAACAGUUUAAUAUUUAAUGUCUGUGUGCCUAUUUUGUGGCACAACAUUUAUUUUUAGUUUAUUUUUCACAUCUGCUUGUAUACAAUUUGUUCCACUGAAGAUCGCUGUGUAUCACUGGCUUUACGUUCAAGUGUUUAAUGUAUGAAUUAUUGGUUGUGCCAAAAUAGAAGUCCUGGUUAUAUUAAAUUUCACUUUAUAUUUUAAUAAUCUUAAUUGUUUAUUUAUCUCUUAUUUGUCAAAUUUUAUAUGGAAUUAAAGAACAUUGUAUCUUA
Gadus macrocephalus (Pacific cod) is the source of this 2160-nucleotide messenger RNA. It is a transcript of the gene wdr41, whose product is annotated as WD repeat domain 41. Gene Ontology annotation, molecular function: protein binding. Gene Ontology annotation, cellular component: lysosomal membrane. Gene Ontology annotation, biological process: regulation of autophagy. NCBI's taxonomy places the organism in Eukaryota, Metazoa, Chordata, Actinopteri, Gadiformes, Gadidae. The record is from RefSeq and is a predicted model, not a curated record. The transcript has 14 exons. Bases 278 to 1630 code for a protein of 450 amino acids.